Pelagomonas calceolata is the source of this 1788-nucleotide messenger RNA. NCBI's taxonomy places the organism in Eukaryota, Pelagophyceae, Pelagomonadales, Pelagomonadaceae. The record is from the annotation of a GenBank genome assembly.
GCCCAAUUCCAAAAGCAAAGCUCCAAAAGACCGCGAAACACUGCGAACCGCAGCGCGGGCAGCCCGUUUUGAGGAGCACGGCACACAUUGGCCAUGGCAGCCCCGUCCUACGAAGCUUUAGGCAUCCUGAACCUCCUCUUUUUACUAAUAGGGGUGCUCAUCUUGCUAGCUGUCAAUACCUAUGUCGUCUGGCAGUGGCGCCACCCGGAGGAUCGGAAUGAAUGGUUCUCCGCCAAACUAAUAGUGGUGCUGUCGAUGCUCGCCUCCGAACUAGUAAUAAUAGGAUUACCUCUAGACGUCACGAACAACCAAGGUUCUAGGGACUGUUCGUGGGAGGGAGGCGACUACGCGAAGUGCGGCGGGCUGGACAUGAGAGGCUACUGGGUCGGGGUGAGCUGGCUGCAGAUGGCGUGUGCGCUGUGUUUGCUGCCUGGUUUUUUAUUUGCCUAUGAAGCUUACGAUGACGUCGACCAUACCACAGAGUGCGGUUCUCUUGUUAAAGGAGGUCUCUGUUCGGUAUUGGCUAUCUUGAUAGUCUUCGUGUCCGUGUGUGUGCCCAUGUACCUCUCGUCAGAAAUGAACGCGGUGCGGCGGCCCGUCGUCGCCUAUACAGGUACCCUUGGCACUGUCCAGACCUACUCAAAUACGAACAUGAGUAGUUUCGCGGCGAUGGGUGAUCUGGAUGAAGCCGUGACUUCUUCAUCUUCAGAGUAUCUGUUCUACAGCGUCGACUUCCUCGACUACGCGACAAGGUUAUUCAGCUGGCUGGGCUGGUUCCUGUUCGUGCUCUGGGGCGGCAUUGGGUUGGUGUCAUUACCCGUGGACUACGUGCUAGCGUACAUCUACCGGCCGAUUCCGUUGGACGCGCGGGAAUUAGCGGACCUGAGGUUAUCUGUGCAACGUAGAACAGCGGAACUACUGGAUCUAGGGAGGCAAUUACAAGGUGAACGAGCAGCAUACAAAGAGGGUCCGAAACUAGGAUGGUUGGCAAGGAGGCGCCACGAGGCCGCGGACCAAGUAAGGGUCAACAAGCUGUCCCAGAUGGCGAUGAUCCUCGAAGGUGAUGUGGAAGAACUGGAGAUCUGCUCCGGGAAUGCGAAGGACUACGAACCUUUGCUCUACGUCCUUUAUUUGUUUAUGGGCAUCAUCGCGGCGAUCCACUCGUUAUUGUGGUUCUUGCAUAUAGCUAUAUACAUCCUACCGCGGGAGCCGGCGCACCCCUUCUUAAAUGAUUACUUGAAACAAUUCUCGACGUGGUACCCUUUAUUUGGCAGUGUGGCGUGUGCGUUCUUCGCACUUUAUCUACUAUGGUGUACAGUACACGGGUGCCUGAAAUUUGGCACGAGAUGCUUCUGCAUCAAACUGCACCCGAUGAAGCGCCACGGGACGUAUUUGAAUGCCAUGCUGUUCAACACGGCACUCGUGGGCUUCUGCGCCCUCCCAGUCGCGGAGUUUUCGGCGCACGCCUUCGCGGACUACGCGGCCUACGCGGACGCGUCCACCCGCUUUUCAACAUUGAGACGGCUCCACUUUUUUAGGUUUUGGUUCGCGCCCCUGAAGAAGACGUCGGGCGACGUCAUGACGUUUGCGUUCGUGGCGCUGUUCUGCGUCAGCGUGCUCUGGUUCUUCUUCCUGCCGCACGACGUGCCCGCGUCGGCCCAGAAGCUGCGCGAGUCCCUCGCGUCGAGCGUGCCCGCCAAAAAGGAGAGGGAGAUUGAAAUGAAGCCUAUGUUAAAGGCCAAGGACCUCAAGAAGCGGAACGAGACGCGGCGCGCGGGCAAGGUGUAA